Vitis riparia (riverbank grape) is the source of this 1042-nucleotide messenger RNA. Its product is annotated as ethylene-responsive transcription factor ERF027-like. Lineage: Eukaryota; Viridiplantae; Streptophyta; Magnoliopsida; Vitales; Vitaceae. Bases 56 to 769 code for a protein of 237 amino acids. Gene Ontology annotation, biological process: regulation of DNA-templated transcription. The transcript has a single exon. The record is from RefSeq and is a predicted model, not a curated record. Gene Ontology annotation, molecular function: DNA binding; DNA-binding transcription factor activity.
CCCCUCUCUCUAUCUGAAAUUCUGAAUUGCAAUUUUUUUUUUUUUUUUUUUAUAUAUGGAUGAACCUCGUGCUAACGUGCGCCAAAGUGACCAACCACCUCCUACUCCAAAAAUCGAAGUGCCCGACUCUUCUCUCUCUAUUGUGCCCCCACAAGGCCUUUCUUCACCUCCUUCACAUUCCUCCUCAACGCCCACAUCUGCUCAUCCCUCCCCAAAAAAUCUUCCCUCUCCGACUCCUUUUUCUGGUCAAACCGCCGGGAGGCACCCUUUUUAUAGGGGAAUCCGGUGUCGAGGUAAUAAAUGGGUAUCGGAGAUUCGAGAGCCGCGCAAAACUACUCGAAUAUGGCUCGGCACGUACCCGACGCCUGAAAUGGCGGCUACCGCCUAUGAUGUAGCAGCGCUGGCCUUAAAAGGCGCUGAUGCCACCUUGAAUUUUCCCAACUCCGUUCUGUCAUACCCUAUCCCAAAGUCCACCUCCGCUAGCGAUAUACGCGCGGCGGCAGCGAGGGCCGCUGAGGCUCAGCAAGCAAAGCCCGAGAGUUCCGAGAGCCCAAACCCCACCCAACCUAAAAAGGAGGAGACAACAGAAUCCAGUAGCUUGGCAGCGGGGGAGGAUCAAUUCAUUGACGAAGAGGAGCUUCUGAACAUGCCUAAUCUAUUGGUGGACAUGGCCGAGGGAAUGCUGGUUAGCCCGCCUAGACUCAAGUCCCAACCCUCCGACGAUUCCCCCGAGAAUUCAGACAGUGAUAGUCUAUGGAGCUACACAUAAUCAAAGCCAGAAAGGUGGAGAAGCAGAACCAUCAUCAUCACCAUCAUCAUCAUCAGGUAAAAGAAUUACUAUGGUAAAUUUUCCACUUUGUUUGUGAGAUUUGUUUUUGGAUUUCCUUUUCUUUUUCCAACAUUGAUGUUGGAUUCCGAAGCUGAUCGGGUUGCAGAGAUUCCAGUUACUAACCUGUAAGAAAGCGUGUACUGUACAGCUACCAUUAAUGUGACUAGUGCUUAUAUAUCUCAAUGUCAUAACUACCCCUUUUGAUAAUUGCCA